CCCUGGAUCGGAUCGUGCAGAUUAUCUAAAAUCAGAGACGAAGCACAGCCGGAGUAAGAGAGAAGAGAACUUGUCAGCGGGUCUGUGCUGCCCUGUGCCCCUCACCCAUGGCCUGAGCCCCCGGGAGGCAGGAUGUGGGGGAGUUACUGCCGGGCGCUGCUGCUCUGGAUCCUGCUGCAGGGAUGCGCGGGACCCCGACCCGACCACAAAAGGAGGACUGGGAUUUCACCUGAGACGGUGAAGCUUUGGGCGGACACAUUUGGCAAUGAGAUUUAUGCAGUGGUCACUAAAUACUCGGGGGCCCUCCUCUUACAAAAGAAGUACAAGGAUGUAGAACCUUCGCUGAACAUUGAGGAGGUGGACGGACUGGAGCUGGUCAGGAAGUUCUCAGAAGAGAUGGAGAGUAUGCUGCGGAGGAAGGUGGAGGCUGUGGAGAGACUGGUGGAGGCGGCAGAAGAAGCGGAUUUACAGCACGAGUUUAAUUCGUCCCUAGAGUUUGAAUACUAUAAUUCUGUGAGGAUUAAUGAGAAAGAUGAGAAUGAUAAUUAUGUAGAGCUGGGGAAUGAAUUCAUUUUGGAAACUAAUGAGCACUUUAAUAAUCUCAUGGUGAACACGACCCUCAGUAACAUUCAGCUGCCUACGAAUGUCUACAACAAAGAUGCAGACAUCCUCAACGGGGUGUACAUGUCUGAAGCAUUGAACCCUGUGUUUGUGGACAACUUUCAGAGGGACCCCACUCUGACCUGGCAGUAUUUUGGCAGCUCCACAGGAUUCUUCAGACUCUAUCCAGGAAUCAAAUGGGCGCCAGAUGAAAAUGGGGUGAUCUCAUUUGACUGCAGGAAUCGUGGGUGGUACAUCCAGGCAGCCACGUCUCCAAAGGACAUUGUGAUUGUGGUAGACAUCAGCGGAAGUAUGAAAGGUCUAAGGAUGACCAUCGCCAAACACACGAUUAACACGUUGCUGGACACUCUGGGAGAGAACGACUUUGUGAACAUCAUAGCAUACAAUGACUAUGUCCAUUACAUUGAGCCAUGUUUCAAGGGGAUUUUGGUGCAGGCAGACAGAGAUAAUCGGGAGCAUUUUAAGCAGCUAGUGGACGAAUUACAGGCCAAAGGUGUGGGAACUGUCAAUAAAGCCCUCAUUGAGGCAUUUAAAAUCUUAAAGGAGUUCCGAGAGGCUGGUCAGGGUGGACUUUGUAACCAGGCAAUUAUGCUGAUCACUGAUGGGGCCGUGGAAGAUUAUGAGCCAGUGUUUGAAAAAUAUAAUUGGCCUGAAAAGAAGGUCCGAAUGUUUACAUAUCUUAUAGGGAGAGAAGUGACAUUUGCAGAGAAUGUAAAAUGGAUCGCAUGUAGCAACAAAGGGUACUAUACACAGAUCAGUACUCUGGCUGAUGUCCAGGAGAACGUGAUGGAAUACCUCCAUGUGCUUAGCCGGCCAAUGGUCAUCAACCAUGACCACGAUAUAAUCUGGACGGAGGCAUACAUGGAUAGUGCGCUCUUUGCUUCCCAGGCUCAAAGUCUGCUUCUUAUGACAACUGUGGCCAUGCCUGUGUUCAGCAAGAAAAAUGAGACGAGAUCAGAAGGAAUUCUUUUGGGAGUUGUAGGAUCUGAUGUUCCCUUGCGUGAACUGUUGAAAUUGGCUCCGAGGUACAAGCUCGGGGUUCAUGGUUACGCCUUUCUGAACACAAAUAACGGUUACAUACUCUCUCACCCUGACCUGCGCCCCCUGUACAAGGAAGGAAAGAAACUUAGACCAAAGCCGAAUUAUAACAGUGUUGACCUUUCAGAAGUGGAAUGGGAAGAUCGGGACGAGAUUCUUCGGAGUGCAAUGAUCAAUGGAGAGACAGGAACCCUAUCGAUGGAGGUCAAGGUCACUGUUGACAAAGGGAAGCGUGUCCUGUUCCUGACCAGCGACUAUUUCUACACGGCCAUCAGUGACACUCCAUUCAGCCUUGGGGUUGUGUUGACACGUGGACAUGGAGAGUACAUUCUCAUAGGAAACACCUCUCUAGAAGAAGGGCUUCACGACCUGCUGCAUCCUGAUCUCACCUUGGCCAAUGAAUGGAUAUACUGCAUUACAGACAUAGACCCCGACCAUCGCAAACUCAAUCAGCUACAGGCAGUCACUCGCUUCCUGACGGGAGAAGAGCCAGACCUGGAGUGUGAUGAGGAGUUGGUGAAGGAAGUUCUUUUUGACGCAGUGGUGACUGCUCCUCUGGAAGCCUACUGGACUCAGGUUGCUCUCAAUAUGUCCAAACAGGAUGAUGGAAUGGAAGUCGCCUUCCUGGGAACUCGUGCUGGACUGAUCCGGAAAAGCUUAUAUGUGGGUGCUGAACAGAUGACAAACAAGAACUUUUUGCAUUAUGAGGAGAAAGAGAGUAUUUUCACUAUGGACCAUUUCCCACUAUGGUACAGAAGAGCCGCAGAACACCCUGCAGGCAGCUUUGUGUAUCAUGUACCAACAGACGAAAGCCCAGAUGGAGUUUACAGACCAGAAGUGGUGACGGUCAGUACUGCUGUAUCGGUCACCGUCCACAAUAAAACUGCUAUUGCUGCAGCUAUUGGGGUCCAGAUGAAACUGUCUGUGUUGCGGGAUAUCUUCUGGAAGGUGGCACUGCAGCCCAACGACACUGAUUGCAGCACUGUGGAUGGCAUGUGUCCAUUGAGCUGUGAGGACGAGAGGCUGAACUGUUACCUGAUUGACAGUAAUGGCUUCAUUGUGCUGUCCAAGGACCUAGAGCAGACAGGCAUGUUCCUCGGAGAGUUUGAUGGUUCGUUGAUGACACAGCUUCUGCACAUGAGCAUCUUCAGACAGGUGACGCUCUACGACUACCAGGCCAUGUGCAAAAUUCCAUAUCAUCACCACAGCGGAGGCCGCAACCUGCUCAACCCGCUGUUUGCAUUGAUCUCAGCUGCCCAGUGGCUGCUCAGUAACCUCGUCCUGUUUGUUCUAGAAUUCAGCCUGUGUCCUUUUUGGUCCUCUGAUAAUACAGCAGAAGCAAAGUCCUUUUUCCAUCACUCUCACAAGCACAAGAAGCAGGACAUGCUGCAGCCAUGUGACACAGAGUACCCAGCCUUCAUACAUGACACCUCCAUCCGAGAAGCCAAUGGGCUCAUUGAGUGCGGUCACUGCCAAAAGAUGUUCGUCAUGCAGCACGUAGAACAGAGUAACCUCCUCCUCUUGGUCAGCGACUCACUCUGUGACUGCAGCAUAUUCCCUGAAGUCUCCUUACAAGCCAAAGAAGUUAAAUAUAACGCUUCUGUGAAGUGUGAGCGGAUGAGAUCCCAGAAACUCAGACGACGUCCACAUUCCUGUCAUGCCUUCCACCCUGAGGAAAAUGCUCAGGACUGCGGCAGAGGGGCGGGACUAUCGGUCUCCGUUUUGUUAAUCCUUGCAUCACUCGUGGUUUCCCUACGAUGACUGAUUUCAUCAACAGCAACUGCAAAGAACAUGAAGACAUCCUGAUCCUGUUGUAGGCUCAAGAUCAUAGACAAGGGAAAGCAUGAUUAUCUAUGCAACAUAUACCGGGCCCCAGGGGCCCCACAUAGUCACAAGUAACAUACUAGACUCUCUACAGAAGCGUUUGUCACUCGCUGGAUGAUUGGGAUCCACUGAAGAGAGUAAAUCCUUUAUUAGAUGACAGCGUGUCCCCUGCAGGGAGCACUCAUCAGAUCAUUGCUGGAUUACAUCCUCAUGAAGGAGAAGUAUCACCAGAUGUAAAACCACAAAUAAUCAGCGUCCGGAGCAGCGCCUCCUGCUUUCUGCCUCCAUAAGAUUUUCUUGUUUCUAUAUUUCUAUAAUCUGUGACAUUUCCAGCAAAUAAACGUUUUUGUUUUUAUUUUU
This is a messenger RNA of Bufo gargarizans (Asiatic toad), 3843 nucleotides long. RefSeq names its product calcium voltage-gated channel auxiliary subunit alpha2delta 4 (gene CACNA2D4). The record is from RefSeq and is a predicted model, not a curated record. Gene Ontology annotation, cellular component: voltage-gated calcium channel complex. The transcript is spliced from 39 exons. The coding region runs from base 133 to 3420 and encodes 1095 amino acids. Gene Ontology annotation, molecular function: voltage-gated calcium channel activity. NCBI's taxonomy places the organism in Eukaryota, Metazoa, Chordata, Amphibia, Anura, Bufonidae.